Penicillium diatomitis is the source of this 7548-nucleotide messenger RNA. RefSeq lists its product as uncharacterized. NCBI's taxonomy places the organism in Eukaryota, Fungi, Ascomycota, Eurotiomycetes, Eurotiales, Aspergillaceae. Bases 1 to 7548 code for a protein of 2515 amino acids. The transcript is spliced from 2 exons. The record is from RefSeq and is a predicted model, not a curated record.
AUGCCUUCGCAAGACCGGGAACUUGUUCGGCAUUCUGGGGUGCCUACUGAAUCCAGACGACCUUCGAUUCCAAUGUGGGAUAGCUCUGAUCCAGAGCGAGCACCUCCUCCUCUGCCACUGAAUCCACGCUCCAUGAGUCCUGCGACGAGAUCCAAUGUCUCUCCAAACAUUCAAGCUGUAGCGGCCAAGUUCGCAGACAAGGCGAGCGAAACCGCCCCCAGCAAUUACACAAUCAACCCAAUGCCCAACAAGUCCUCCUCUCCGGAGAGAUCUCUCGUCAAGGGCUAUCACAAGCGUAUGCAAUCACUUCAACCCGCAGAUACAAAGAGUGAUGCGCGUUCCGAGUUCCUCAACUAUCUCGAAAGCCGGUCUCCUGAACGCCCACUCCGCGCUACUAUCCUCGAUCCAACCGAAAAGGUGUCCGAUGCGAGCAUGACCGCAGAGCCAACGAGACCCAAGACGGCGGAUCGCGAGAUGCCUAGCUUCAUGUCGAGUCGGUAUCUCUCAAAACCGAUUCUUGGAGAGAGCACACCUCCUUCAGCCACCAUGUUGGCUCUUCAAAAUAUGCAGAUUCCUGCCGAAUUGGAUCCCCCAUCGCCAUCAAAGCCACCGAAAAUGAUCGCCGAUCGACCUGCGGCGGAACAACCGAAUCAUACGAUAAACACUCUCGCAUCUCAAAUCCACAGCCUGACCGACAUCGCGAGCAGUCUGCAGCGCGAGAUGGCAAAUCUAAGUCGACGAAGUAAAGACAAUGCUACCGACUUAAUCAGCCUGAAGGCUGCGACAAACGCCAGAGACGAGGAUAUUCGAAAAAGUCUAAAGGACUUGACUUGUAAUUUGACUACUAAGCUGCUGGAUGGCGAGCUGACAAGGUUAGAUCUCAGCGCACUUCUGAAGCCUGCAGAGGGUCCUAACGCGAGUGAACCGGAUAGUUCUCCCAAGUCCAAGAGAAGCUACUCUGCCGCUCGACUGCCGAGCCCAAAUCCAUUUGCCUUUGAUCGUGAUCUUUGUGUUUCGCCCACGCCAAUUACAGACGGCUCUGCCAGCAUUGCUUUGCUUGAGAAGGUCCUCCGUGAAAUGGCGACCAAGGAAGGAGAAGAGCGACUUUUGGAGCUUGUUGAUGAAAUCAAAUCACGGCCUGCCGCAAAUGAUUCCGACAAAGACACCAACUCUAAGAUUACGACUAUGCUGGAAGAGAUCCUGAACUUGGUCAAGGCAGAUCCCUCCAAAAACGCGCUUGUUCGAUCCUUGUCCGGGCGAGGCACCGCUCAGGGAUCUGGCAGUGGUGGUGAUGUUGCCCGGUCAGUCUCUACAGGAUCUGUUGCUGGCACCCCUGCAUCUUCCAAGGCUCUUGAUGUCGCCAGAAUCGAUGGCAGGGUGGCAGCCACUGAGAACAUGAUGCCUCUCCUCCAAAGCGUCAAGAACAGUGUUAUGGAGAGUGGAGGCAUGACCAACAGCGUCAAGACACUGGUGCGAGAACUGCGAGGUGAAGUUCUGGGAAUGGGUCGCGACAUUGCCCGGAAGCUGGAGGCAAUCGAAGCCAGUAGAAACACCGAGGACUUUGAAAAGCCGACACCAUCUGCGACCCCGGAAGAGGUGGCUGCAGUGGUGAACGACAGUCUCCAUGAUCUCCGGGAUCAGCUCGCUGCCACGAUCAAUGAGAGCCGCGAACAUACUACCGAAUUGUCACAACUUCGCGCAGCAUUCAACUCCACCGAGAUCUAUGCUGCUGUGAAAAAGGCGCUGGACGAAUUUGAGAUUCGACAGUCAGAAAUUUCGCAGCCUCGUGGUCCGGUGAUGGAGAAGGAGGACAUUCUUGAAACCGUUCGUGAAGCCUGGGAAACCUACAAACCAGAGAUUGAACUGCAGAACUUUGGCCUGGAGCGUGAUGAAAUCUUGGAGUGCCUCUCGGAGGGACUGAAGGACUACCAGCCAAAGCACGAACAAUCUGUGACCUACGAACAGGUUGUUGGUGCCAUUCAAGCCGGCCUUCAGAACUACGUACCCCCUCAAGUCGAGUUGCCCCCCAUGAUCACGAGGGAUGAGAUUAUUCUGACAAUUCGCGAGUGCCUGGAAAAGCCUGAUACAACUGCGCGGGCCGCUGAGGAUGAGCAAUCCCAUCAACUCAAUACUCUUCGAGAGGAUAUUCUACAGGCAAUCACGGAGCGAACCGCUUUGGAAUCUACCCCACGCCAGCUAGACGAAGAGCACCUGCACUACCUCGACACGAUGAGGAAUGACAUUCUUCAAGCAAUUGCGGACCGGGCUGUUCCAGAACCCCCAACCGGAAGCGCCGACGAGGAACACACCCAGCAUCUCAACAUUCUGCGGGACGAGAUUAUCCAAGCAAUCAUCGAUCGUAUGCCAGACAGUGGCCCUCGGGAGGUAGAUGAAGAGCAAAUCCAUCACCUCAAUGCCAUGCGAGAAGAGAUUCUCCAGGCUAUCGCAGAGCAAACAGCUCAUGACCCUACCUCAGCCCAUGUCGAGGAUCAUAUCCAGCAACUCAGCUCCUUGCGAGAGGAAAUUCUUCAGGCUAUUGCGGAUCGCAUUCCAGAUCCUCAUCCACGGGAAUUAGAUGAGAAUCAUCUUCAUCACCUCGACGCUAUGCGAGAGGAGCUUCUCCAGGCUAUUGCUGAAAGACCUCUCGCUGAUGCUUCUCCGCGGGCAGUGGACGAGGAGCAUAUCCACCACCUACAUGCUGUUCGCGACGAAAUCAUACAAGCCAUUACAGACCGUGUGCCACCUACCCAGAGCCCGCCAGGCCUAAAUGAGGAGCAAUUGCAUCAUCUCACUGAGAUUCGCGAUGAAAUUCUGAAUGCUCUAGCUGGCUCAUUGGCGACGCAAAGCAUGGUCAGUAAAGAGUCAUAUGACUCAGGGCUGGGCCGGGAUGAAAUCGCUAGCGCGGUAUCCGAUAGCUUGGAGGCCCAUUUCCAAAACUCAAAGAAGUCAGAAGAGCCACGCAUCACCCACAAAGACGUUGUAGAUGCUGUCAACGAUGCCUUCAGCGCUCAGCAGACGGCAUUGGCUCUUCCAAUGUCGUCUCAUAUUACCCGUGAAGAGAUCAUGGCCGCCAUAGCCGACGGCAUUGAGAUGUCCCACAAACCUGAUACAUCGACCAUCUCACGAGAGGACAUCAUGUCCGCGAUUGCUGAUGGCAUGGAGAUGUCACACCCGCUGUCGGAGCCGACCAUCACAAAGGCAGAUAUCAUCUCUGCUGUCGCAGAGGGCAUUGAACUAUCCAACAAGCCUGACGAAACUGCCCUUGUUCCCGCCGUGCAGCCAGUGCUGACACGUGCAGAAAUCAUCGAGGCUGUCUCCGAGGCCCUGGAAAAGUCGCAACAGGCAGAGAAGACAAGUCUCAGCACCUCUGUGCAAGAGCCAGGCAUCACACGUGAAGAACUUUUCCAUGCCGUCGUGGAUGGAAUUGAAAGCGCCAAUACAAUGACUCGCGAGAUCGAGCUGAACAAGGAUGAUCUCAUGGAGGCUAUCAGCGCCGGUCUUCAAGAGGCGAACAGCACCGCUAAUUCUAACAUUGGUGAUGAGGUGAUGGUCCGUCUUCAGGAGGUGGUCACUGGAAUGAAGGAAGAAUUCAAGCAGUACUCCGCAGCGAAUGGAAAAGAUACCGAACAAGUUCUGGAUGCUGUGAAGGACGGAAUGGAGGUCGUCCGCCGUGAGAUCGAGUCUUACGUUGCAACUGCUGCAGAAGCCGCAGGGAAAGACGAGAUCAUUGUUACCGUAAAGGAAGGAUUCCGACUCCUCCAAGCCGACCUAGAGAAGACCAUCAAUGAUGCGUCCGUCAGCAACGCUCCCCUUGGCAAUCCUGAUACAACAGAGCUUUUGGACGCCAUGGAGAAGGAGUUUGAACACUUGCGUGGAACAAUCAGCACACUCCUUCUCCGCGACAGCGCGACGAGCGACAAGGAUGAGAUACUGGAUGCAAUUCGGGAUGUAUCUGAACAGCAGAAGGUCCAACCGGGAGAAGUCCAGAUUUUGAGUACACUGCGUGCAGAGUUCGAGAGCCUCCGUGAGCGCAUGGACAUGAGCAUCGUCCCCGCUAGCUCUGGAAGUGAAAAGGACGACAUCAUUGCUGCAGUCCGCGAGCAUCUUGAUACAUUCCGUGAGGAGACAGUGCUGUCUCGAAAAGAUGGCGAAGAAAGCACCCUAUCCGCAACCAGCGAGCUGUUGGACGCUUUCCAUGACAGCAUGGACGCCAUUCGCGACGACCUUAAGAAGCUAAUGGAGCAACCAGCCGCUUUUGAUAGCUCUGAAAUCGUGGACACCCUAAAGGAAGGCCUUUCCGACGUCAAAAAUCAGAUCGAGUCAAUCCGGGUCGCCCAAAAGGAAAAUGAUGACGCGGAAACCGUUCGUGGAAACGAAUUGAUGCUCGCCAAAGAGGCCUCCCUUGGCAACGAAAUGGACAGCCUGAAAACCCUGAUGACUGAACUUCAAGCCAAGAUUGAAUCUAUCGACUCCACUCCACGUAUGGCCGAGCUUCCUGCGGAUGCUCUGAAGCAAAGUCAUUUUGAUGAGCUACUCACCGCCGUACACGAGGUUCAAGUAGCUAUGGGUGCACUCGGUGAUCUGGGAUCAUCACCUGAUCUACACGAGGCCGCAGCUCGCAAGGAAGAUACGGAUGCCAUUCAAGAACUUCUAAUGAGCACCAAGGCCCAGAUGGAUGAGAUGAAAUUCCCAUCCCCAGACGAGUUGGCGUCCGCACAGCACAUCGCAGCACUCGAAGCGACCGUCAAAGAGGCUAAAGAUGGCAUUACGGAACUGUCCUCCCGUUUCGAAGCGGAUGGCCCUACCAAGGCCGAGAUUGGCGCCCUGGAAGGUCUGAUCAAGGAUGUCUGGGUGACUUUGGAGGACCUCAAAGCCAAAACACUGGAAAAGGAACAAGAAGACCCAGAGGCUGACACUGAUAAGCUGAUGAAAUCGGACCUUCAGACAGUUGAGGCCAUGAUCUUCGAAGUCAAGACUCAAAUCGAUGAACUUAAGUUGCCUGACGUGGAAACUAUUCCUUCUAAAGAGGAAAUCAGUGACCUUGCAGCCCUUGUCUCCGAUUUUCGCGAGAAGAUGGAGGCUAACAACGAACUGACGGCUCAAGGCUUCGAAGCUCGCAAGGUCGAGCACGGUGGGCUUGCUGAGAAGAUUGAGGAGGCAAAACUCGUUGUUGGUGAACUCGGAGACGAGCUCAAAAGCAAGCUCGACGGCAGUGCCGAAGGCUUGACCGAGCUCAAGCAACUUCUCGAAGGUCUCGCACUCACUGCUGAAAGCUUCAGCACUGUGGAGAGCAUCAGGGAACUUACAGAGCUCAUUAAUCGCGAGUUCGAACGUGCUCGUGGUGAAGAGGAUGCCGGCAAACUCGAGAAGGAAGAGCGCGAUGCGGCUACUUUGGUCAAGCAUGACGAGACUCGUGCAGCGAUCAUUGUUGAACUCGGUACGAAAAUUGAUGAAAAAAUCGCCGAGGUCCUCGCCAAGUAUGAGGACGCACAUGCCUCUCUCCACGCAAAGCUCUCUGAAGGUGAAGAGCGGGACUUGGCUCAUACUGAAGCGGUGACCAGUACCAAGGGUCUCGCCGAAGAAAUCAAGCUUGUUAUAGGAGAAAUGGGUUCAAGUGUCACCGAGACUUGCGAGCGGAUCGGCAUUGACACCAAGGCUCUCUUUGAGAAGGUGGACGAGUCAUACAGCCGAAUGGAAGAGAUGCAGAGUCAAGUCAAAUCCCAACACGAACAGUCUCGAGGCGAGACUGAGCGAGCUACUGCCGCCACUGAGCGCGUGGAGAGUAAGCUUCUGGAAUUCCAUCCUCAGAUUCUCGAGGCAGUGAACGAAAUUCUCAGCGUUGUCAACCGCCACUUCGACCACUCACAGAAAUCCAGCGAAGAAUUCAAAUCUGAGCUAUCCGCAUUGCCGAGCACUAUACCUACCAUGCUGCCCGCUCUGCCCCCUGCAGAAUCUGAUGACCCUGUUCAAUCUAAGCUCAACGACAUCUUGGAACAGACUAAGAAUAGCCAGGUCCAAGAGGUUCUCAACACACUCCUCGAUCAUUCGAAGAACGACCAGCUCCACGCCAAGCUUGAUCGACUCCUGCAACGGGGCUCGGGCAAUGAAGAGAUCUAUGACAAGCUGAACCAGCUUCUUGACCAUGUCACGAACGGUAACAACUCGGUUCAUGACAAGCUUGAUGCCCUGCUCGAGCGUCCUGCUCCUGUGUCGAACUCAGAGGACUCCGUUACGCAGAUGAUGAAACUGGACGAAAUGCACAAGGACAUUAUGGAGAACACUCGUCGCAUGAACGAAAUGUUUGCCAUCCAGUCAGCACUGGUCGCGGAGGACACUGAGCGAAAACGUCGCGAAGCAGAAGAUGCUGCGAUUGCCCUGGAGCGUCGUACUACCCAGCGAGAGCAGGUAGAAGCCGAGAUCAUCGGUUUGCACGAGGAGAAGGACUCCCUUUUGAAGAUGAUCCAUACUCUUAAAGCCGAGAAGGAUGAGCUCGUCAAACAGCACACCAAGCUCAACAAGGAGGUGUCUGGUCUUGAGACUGCUUUGGAAAUUCGUCACGAGGAGAUGCAACAGAUCAUGGGGCAAGCUGACGAAUUGGAGAAACGCAUUCUUGAGGGUGUUCUCGAUCACGCUCGGUCUGUUCUGUUGAGUCGGUCUAAUUCGGGACAAACCAUGGGCCUUCGACGCAAUCGAAGCGCGCGGUCCUCUCGUGCUCGUGCCCGCAGCCCUAGCGUGAUCAGUAUUACCAGCACUGCUCGUGACUCCCGAGAUGCACGCAGUCUCCUCGGAAACGGCGUCGGCAUGGCUUUGAAACGCCGGACCCCCGCCACUUCCCAAGUCGGACAGGCUCCUACUCAGCCCAACAUUGGUAAAGAGCGCCGCAUUCUUAGUCUCAGCCAUGUCAUGGGAAAUCGCGGGCCUGAUCGUCAAGUCAGUGCCAACAGCGGAAUCACUAGUCUGAAGCGCAGCCACUCCGUCAAAUCUAACUUCUCGCUUCGAAAGACCUCCAUGCCCACUCGCACCUCUGUUUCCAACAAAGAAAACGAGGCUUUCCCGGAAGAGGAUGAAAUUGACGGUGAUCUGGAGAGCCAUGCUAGGACGGAGCGCCGAUCAAGCUAUGCACCGACAGAUCGCAAGACCUCCUACGCUGAGACUUGUACUGACAGCAUGUGCAGCGGACCCACUGGAAGUGUCAUUUCACGAGAAAGGCGCCCGAGCGGAAUGAGUGUGAACAGCGCCGAUGUCAGUACGGUCGACGGACAUGACGACCAUGGCCCAAGUUUCAUUGCUGGGGAUGACCAAGACUACAUAUCUGGCAGUUUGGUGGAGUCAGAUGAUGGAGAAGAUGCAAAAACUGCUCGUGAAGGGGACGGUGAUGAGGAGGAAGAGCGGGAACUGGAUGAAGGGUUGAGUGUUGAUCAAUCUAAGAUACAUGUCGAGGCGCCAGGUGUCACUCAGCAAGCAGACUUGGAGGCUGAAGUCAUGGGGAUGCUCAAUCCUGCCGGGGACAAUACACCAGCUGCCGGGCCACCUGUCAGCGUCGCAUAA